This is a messenger RNA of Callorhinus ursinus (northern fur seal), 2902 nucleotides long. Lineage: Eukaryota; Metazoa; Chordata; Mammalia; Carnivora; Otariidae. The record is from RefSeq and is a predicted model, not a curated record.
AAGGGGAGGGGCAAGGAGAGGAGGGCCGCUGGCUGCUGCUGUUUGUAUGGCUAGUUAGAAUGGCGGCAGACCUGUACCCCUACUCUUGCUGCGGGCCUUAAAGUUGUGUUAGUCUGUUGCUCCGAGCUGCGAACUGAGGAACCGGGGAACGUUGAACCGGGCGGGAGUUGGAGAAGCCGACUGAGAGAGGCGGGAGGGACGGUGAGAAGGGGCGGCGGCGGCUGGACCACGGUCUGUGUGCGGCGGAGCUCAUCUAUCCUGAAGCCGCGGCUCUUGGAGGGGACUCCAGUGCGCCUCAGCUCCUGGGUCUACCCUUCCGCGUCACUUCCGCGCGGGCCGAAGCAACUGUGCGCCCUGCCCUGCCCUCGCCCAAGUUGCCGGCCCGCGCUGACUUCCCCAAACUCACCUCUUUAGUGGCGGUGUUACCGUAACCUUGUAAGCCGAAUCUUCAUAGAGCAAUAAACAGAUCUCUUUGACAGAUCUUUUUGUUGUGAACGUUGGGCCCUGAUAUAAAUGUCCAGUGACGGAUCAUUAAAAAUAGCGAGCACAGAGCGUCUCCCACUAGUACCCAAAAAGUGUAAAAUUGGACCAAUAGGUAGUAAGCCGUCAUCGUAUGUCAACUUUUAGGAAUAUAUCCUACAGAAACAGUUUCUCAAAGUCAUGUGAACAAGGAUAUUUAUUUCAGCAUUAUCUUUAACAGCAAAAGAAAUUAGAAACAACAUCAAAUGCUCAUCAUUCUUAAUGUAUGUGUUUGUAUAUGCAUAGAAAAUUCAAGUCUGGAAAGCUAAUCGUCAAAACUCACCACUGGAUGAGGUCUUGCGAAACACCAGUUAUAUCUGAAAGCAGUAUUUCUGAAAGUAUGGCUCCCAGAUCACCUGAUAAUCACCUUGCAUUCUGACUCUUGGACCCCACCCAGAGCCAUCCUAUUCCUGAGCCCGUUGAGCAAGCAUUGAGGUGGCUCAUGAAAAAGACUAACAUCCACAGGACAAUGGAUUAUUAUUGUUCACCUGAUUAUAAAAUGCUUCCUCUGAAGAAAAUGGAAGAGACCAUGGCUUGGCUGACAAAAUUAUCUCCAAGGAAAAAAGAAAGUGAGUCCUGCUUUGCCCAACCCAGACCACAUACACUGGGAAAAGGAUCUACUCUUUAUGGCAAGGUACAAAAGGAAAGUCCUCCGCCCCUCGAGAAGCUCAAGAUCGCAGCAGUGUCUACAGCUAAUGGUGUUAAAUCCCUCCAUGAACAGCCCCUAGCAAACGAUACUGCAGAUCCACCAGGAUCCACAGAAGAGACUCAGCCUCUAGACAGACCUGAGGAGUCUGGGCCACCUCAGCCAGGUGGUGAAGAUGAUACUCCAGGUACAGGAGAAAAGAAGAAAGACAUGGUAGCAAUGACAGAGGCUCAGCCUUUAAAAGGAAAUGCUGAGACUGAAUCUGUAGGAACAGACACCAAGGAUCAGCCUUUGAGGACCACAGGAGAGAGGGACUCUCCGGGAGCAGUGGACGGUACUGAGAAUCCACAAACGGCCAGAGAGAUGAAACCUCUAGGAACAGCUGAGAAAAUCCCUCCUCUGGAAGCAGCUAGAAAGCCACAACCUCAAGAAGCAAUGGGAAAGGGUGAACAGACCCAACUCCCAGAAACAGUUCCCAAGGAGAAUGAAUCUCCAGAAGUAUUGGAAGGAAGUCAGUUUGUGAAAACAGCUGAAGAGUGGCAACUUCAAGAAACAUUGGGAGAAGAUGAGCGGUCCCAACCUGUCGAAACCAUUCCCAAAGAGAAUGAAACACCGGAAGUAUUGGAAGGAAGUCGGUUUAUGGGAACAGCUGUAAACAAUUAUUUGCUCCAUAAAACUCCUGAAGGUCCCGGAAGCAUGGAGCAGAUUCAACCUGAAGGAAUAAUAGUUGGAAGCAUAGAGCAUCUGGCAGGAAUUCUAGAAAUAGGAGCAAAUAUUGAAAUGGUCAGGAAAAAUCACACUAACGAAGAGGACCAGCACAUUGAAGGUGAGACAGGAGAAAAAGUUGAAACAGAGAUGGAGAAUGAGAAAGGAAGUGAAGGGCCUGGAACAAAAGAAGAAGAAACAGGGGAAGCUGUGGAUCUUUCAGCAGCCACAUAGAUUGGCAUGGUUGUAGAAGGAUGAACGGACAGUGUGUUGUAACAGAAAAAUGGAGUGAAGUGUGUGGGUACAGAUCUUAUCUUUCAGUGUCUAUGCAUUUUAUACGAAGAGUAUGGUUAUCAUGUUCUUGAUUACGUUGUUCCAUAAAACCGCUAGGCUGUAAACAGUUUUCUUAGACACUUAGAAUAGUAAUACAUUCAGACCUGCAGCUGCCACAGCCGAUAACAAGUAGGGUAUAGGAUCCCCGGAGGGUGAGGGUGUUUUCUUCAUUGUGGUAAUAGGUCUAUUCAGUUUAGAAAAUGAGACCCUAAAAAGAAGGUAUAAACCUUAGAUAUAGGUGGAGAAAAGAGUUAGCACAUUUUAGGGAGCUCAUGAUGAUAAGGUUGCACAGUUAUAAUUACAAUGGGAUAAGAAUGAACAACAAUGUCAGGCUAAACUAUACCUAAUGUUUCUUUCCUGUUGCAGAAUUUAAAGCUGGUAGGAACCUUGGAAAGUGUGUCCAUCUAGUUACCUGCUCACCUUGAAUCUGUCUACUGCCUUAGACUCUUAUUUAUCAUGAUGUGUUAAAUGUGUUAACAAAAUCCUUGUCAAAGGAAUGCAAUCUCUGGUGCUAUUGCAAAAUCAGGUGUUUCUACACUGAAAGGCUAUACAUUUUCCAUGUGCCAUUUUGAAUUAGCUGUUGAUUUUGCACUUACGUGAAGAGUUUCAACUGGUGUUAUCCUUUUGACUGACAUUAAACGUAUUUUAAAUAAAUUGACUUUUGGGGUGCCUGGGUGGCUCAGUUGGUAAGCGUCUGCU